AAUUUUUGGUCAAGUGUUAAGACGAGAGCCACAAUUCGGACCUAGUCUUGAAUAGUUCGAGUUACUAACUAUAUGUUGAAGUGUAUAUAAAUUUAUACUAAAUUUUUCCUAUUCAACGUCAAAAAAGUGUCGGUAGUGCGGAAUUUUAACAGUGAAUUGAGUAAUAUUUUGUAAUCUAAAUAUAUGACUAAGCAGUGCUGUUCGGCACUUCUCCCACCAACGUAGUUACAGAAGAGGAAAUGAAUAAUAAUAUUGUAAAAUAAUGACAAUAUCAAUGAAAGAACAGGAUCAGAUGCCCGGGGAGAUUACUUUCCCUGAGGCCAAAUUAAAAGCACUUGAGGAAAAAAUAUCACAUCCCAGAUGGGUGGUACCAGUGUUACCAGAGCAGGAAUUGGAGGUGCUUCUUAUUGCUGCAACCGAAUUGGCGGCGAGGGGUGAAGAUGAGAACAACGUGGCUUGUCAACGGUUCUACAAUGAUGCCCUCACAGUCUCGUUUACAAAGAUACUGACCGACGAUGCUGUGUCCUCCUGGAAAAAUAACAUCCAGCAAUGUGUGCGAUCCAAUUGCGAGAAGUUGGUCAAACUGUGUGCGAUGAAAUUAAAUGAUCCUAGAUUCCUGCAUUUAUUGUCUAUGGCCUUUAAUCCCAACAACAAAUUUCACACUUUUAAUGCAUCGCGUACCUGUGAGGGAUUGUCAGCAACCAUCAACUUACCCACUGCUGGUCAAGGAUCCACACAGGAGCCGGAAGUAUUUAGUAGAUCGCAAGACCAUAGAACUCCUAGAGGGUGGCUGGUUCAUCUUAUCAAUGUAUUUGGUCACGCUGGCGGUUUUGUUAAACUGCGUGAACGAUUUGAAGAAAUAAUGGGUUUUCAAAAAUUGGAAAUCACAGCAUCUGUUAACUCGGAAGAAAAAGUUUCGACAGAGACUACUGAAAAAGAUAACGAAGAGAAGACAAAUAAUGAAACUAACCACAGUGUUCCUAAUUGUCUUAUGAUCGCAGAAAAUAGUGAGAUCUCUUCCGGCGUGAGGAGCGAGCAGCCCUCGUCGCUGGAACAAUCCACCAGCGGCGAGACUCGCGUCGCCGCCGUGUGGCAACUGCUGCGUCCUCUCGGUCUUUGUCACGACCUCUUAACUCCACACACAGUCACCACAUAUCUCUUGCCUGUUCUGGAAUGUAUCCCUACUCUACUGGACAGCCUAACAGAUGAAGAGCUGAAAAAAGAAGCGCGGGGAAGCGAGAAUAAGACUGACACGGUAUCCUGUUUAAUAAGAGCUUGCAAAUGCGUCUCAAUAAAGACCCCACAUCACCACAGUUUGCUUAAAUCUUUGGAAAUGUUUCGCCUGAAAAUGAUACUUCGUUUGCUACAAAUGUCGUCAUUCAAUGGUAAAAUGUCGGCCCUCAAUGAAAUCAAUCAAUUAAUCAGUACCAUGUCCCAGCAACCAAAGCCGGAGUGGUUGACGCCUGCGGUGAUUACAACCUGGAUACGAGAAAACAAGGUAGUUGAUAUAGUGUUGCGAGACUCCCUCCACCAGCCACAGUACGUCGACCGACUGGAGAAGAUGCUUAGGUUUAUGAUAAAAGAGAACUCCCUGACCAGGGAGGACUUGGAUGCCAUAUGGAAAGCGCAGCACGGAAAACAUGAAGCUAUUGUAAAAAAUUUACACGACUUACUCGCAAAACUUGCUUGGGAUUUCACACCGGAUCAACUUGAUCAUCUUUUUGACUGUUUUAAGGCGAGUUGGGCGACGUCUAGUAAGAAGCAAAGUGACAAAUUAUUGGAAGUAAUUCGACGACUAGCUGAGGACGAUAAAGAUGGUGUUAUGGCAAACAAGGUGCUGGUACUAUUUUGGAAUUUGGCACAUUCUGACGAAGUAUGCACUGAAAUAAUGGAUGUGGCCUUGGCAAAUCUAAUAAAAAUCCUAGAUUAUAGUUGUAGUCAAGAUCGUGACGCUCAGAAAACGCUUUGGUUAGACAAAUGUGUGGAGGAACUGAAAAGUAACGAAAGAUGGGUACUGCCGGCUCUGAAGAUGAUGCGCGAGAUCUGCUGCCUGUACGAGGCGGGCGCAGGCAGCGGCGUGCGGCCGCACGUGACGCGGCAGGAGCUCAUCGACCGGCUGCAGACGCAGCACUCCCUCGUCAUCCUCGUCACCGACUCUCUCACCAACUACAUGGACGGAGUGCGGGCUAAGCUUGCCGGAGAAGGGGAAAUUGACUGGGAUAACUGGUUGCCCGAUGGCAGAUAUGCCCAUGCGGCGCAAGUUCAGGAAAGGCUGAGUUUUUUACGAUUCCUGCUCAAAGAUGGACAGUUGUGGCUUUGCGCGGAACAGGCGAAACAAAUAUGGUCGUGCCUGGCGGAGCGGCCGGCGCACCUAGGGGACCGCGAAGCCUGCUUUCGUUGGUUCAGCAAGCUGAUGGGCGAGGAACCCGAUCUAGAUCCUAAUAUCAAUUUGCAUUUUUUUCGUCGGAAUAUCAUGACUUUAUCUCCAAAUUUAUUAACACAUGCUGGCAUCAAGUGUUUCGAAAGAUUCUUCAAAGCAGUAAAUUCAAAAGAAGGAAAGCUCCGCGUGAAACGACGGAGCUUCCUGCUUAACGAUGCUGAUCUCAUAGGGUUAGAUUAUUUGUGGAGGGUGAUAACGGAGUGCGAGGACGAGAUCUCCGCGCGCGGGAUCGAGCUGCUGCGCGAGGUGUGCACGUGCGUGAGCGGCGCGGUGGCGCCCGCCACGCACCACGAGGCCUUCCUCACGCAGUGCUGCGCGCGCACGCAGCUCCUUCAGACGGAUAUCAACCUCAACGAAGAUGCGACUGAAAGUUGUACUAGAAUGUGUAGAGUCAUUCGUGCCAUACAGGAAUAUAUAAAUGAAUGUGAUAGAAGGUUUUCAGCAGAGAGGCAAAUAUUACCGAUGUACAGAUCUGGUAGGGGCCGACAAUGCACCAUUAUAGUCAGAUUUAAUUUUCAAACUGGCCAAAGACAACUCGAUGAUAUCGAGCUAUUUUCACACUUUAACGAGGCUUUAUACUCGUUGCGAGCGGCAAUCCAAAGAAGGUUAAAAUGUGCUUCAGACACUAAUACAAAAUUAGAAUUGUUUGUAAAUAAGGUAGAACUAUAUUUAAAUGGCGAACUCUUAGAUUCGUCCCACGAUCGUAAAAUUCUUUCUCAAAUUCCCGUCCGGGACAAAACUGUGAUCGUCGCCAAAGUGUAUGACGGCCACCUGCCCACGUGCGGCAGCGACUCUAGCAGCGACUCCAGCACGUCGUCGCCGCCCGCGCCGCCCACGCCUGAGCACGCCUUGCCCGGAGUGCUUUUUGCGCAAGGUACUUGGUAUAUACCAUUCAUAUUGGAACUGGAACAUGUUGGCGUUUUGAAAAAACAUCCCCAAUUAAUGGAAGCUGCUCAUCUACUCUCCCAAAUUUGCCCGGCACACAAACUUACGGUGGAUAAGCUGACGGAGGCUUUACUCAGUCGCGAGGAUGCCAAGUUAAGGGACAUGCUAUACGGGCCUGCGCCGCCCACAGUCGCGUACAACGUCGAGGUGCUUUACAGUAUGGUGAUGCCGUCCUCGGACACCAGACUAGAUCGCAGUCGCAGUUUCCAACUGGCCUGUGUUAAAAAGGCACCUUUAUUAAUUCAGUGUUUGUCUGACAAAGACUUUCUACAAGGAGCUUCGUCUCACACAAGAAGGGUGGGCUAUCUAUCUUUAGUCAGAUUGGCUAAACUAGUCUUAUACACAUUGGGCCACCUCUUCGAAAUAUUGGCUCCGGAUGGCUCAGAUACAUCAGUUGACAAAGACUUUAGAAUGGACGUAACUAUUUUACGCGAAGCACUUCAAACAGUGCCCAGCCACAACUGCGAAUUGAUAGUGAAAGCGAUUGCCGAGAAACUGGCCAACACUCUGGGCGAGCAGGUGGUGAAUAGUACAGAAGACAGCGACGUAGUGUCUUCGUUGGUGUGGUGGUGCGUACCCACGACGGCCACAGUGCGCGCUCUCUACGGGCUGGCUUUCUCCGUCGCGCAGCCCGUCGACGCCAACAGCGCUGUUCAUCCCGACGACGUCACAUUGGUACGAGAAUGUAUGGAGGUAGUCACAAUAUGCCUGGCUCUUGGCGGAGGAAGGCUGGAAGCUUUAUUGAACGAGUCAUGGUGGCAAGACACGGCGUUGUACUUGAUGAUCGACUGUCCUAAUCCUCAGGUGCGCGUGUCGUGCGCGGAGCAGUUGUUAUCAAUGUGCGCGUGGGGCGGCGGCGGCGGCGCGCGCGCCGCGUUGGAGGCGCUCGGCGGCGUGGUGGGCGAGCCGGGCGGCUCGCGCCUGCAGCGCCACGCGCGACACGCCCAGCAGUUCCUGCAGCUGCUGUGCAGGCUCGUCUCGCUCGCCGGACCCACUUCCAGGACGCUCGAAGACCUAGCUAUUGAAGUGGCGUGGUUGAGAUCAGUGCGAGCUAAUCCAGAAAUACUCGAUGAUACGUUGCUGGAGGGACACCUUAAUUUAACCAAAGAAUUAUUCACACACGUUCCGGCACAAGUCAAGUACCAAUAUGGAGCGCAUCCUGAACACAAGGAUAGAGGUCUAAUUAGGGAAGUGACAACAGAAUUCCUGUGGCCGUACUCAUGGGCGUGGUGCCGUAUGGGGGACGGCGACAACUCGGGCGGGGACUCGGGCGAGCCGGCGCCGCCGCUGUGCCGCUCGCCCGGCGCCGCCGCCGCCGCCACCGAGCUGCUGCUCGCGCUGGUGCACGGCUGCGUGCCCAACAUGGCUGAGCUCGCGCAUCUACUCGAGCUCAUGUUUUAUAGUGACAAGAACGUGCCGCUGGUGGAGUGGGAGUAUAUGCCGUGCGUGGGGCCGCGGCCGGCGGCGGGGCUGGCGGGGCUCAAGAACGCCGGCGCCACCUGCUACAUGAACUCUGUGCUGCAGCAGCUCUACUGCGUGCGGGACGUGCGCGACGCGAUACUCACCGUCCAAGGAGCGGCAACUGAUCCUAACGAAGAUUUCUCUGGGGAGAAUCAACACUCUAUUGUAGAGAAAGUGGAGACUUCUGGCGACUACAACAUCACAAUCUUGAAACAAGUCCAAGCUAUAUUCGCACAUUUGCAUUUCAGUAAACUGCAAUAUUAUGUGCCAAGAGGGUUGUGGGCUCAUUUUAGACUUCAAGGUGAGCCAGUAAAUCUCCGAGAACAACAAGAUGCUGUAGAGUUUUUCAUGUCCCUUGUGGAAUCAUUAGAUGAAGCUUUGAAAUCAUUGGGACAAGAACAACUGAUGGCCAGAACUUUAGGCGGUACUUACUCAGAUCAAAAAAUCUGUAAAGGAUGCCCACACAGGUACUGCAAAGAAGAACCUUUCAGCGUAGUGUCUUUAGACAUAAGAAAUAUGUCACGGCUUCAAGAAUCUCUAGAAGCAUAUGUGCGAGGCGAACUUUUAGAAGGCGCUGACGCUUACCACUGUGAUAAGUGUAACAAGAAGGUUGUAACCGUAAAAAGGUUAUGUUUAAACAAAUUACCCCCAGUUCUAGUCAUACAACUUAAAAGAUUUGAAUACGACUUCGAAAAAGUUUGCGCGAUCAAAUUCAAUGAUUACUUUGAGUUUCCGAGAGAGUUGGAUGUUGAGCCGUAUACAGCUCGAGGUCUAGCACGCGCGGAGGGCGACGCCUCGCUCUGGGAGGGAGGCGACGAACGGUCGCCCGAGACUCACUAUCAGCUGAGCGGCAUUGUUGUGCACUCGGGACAAGCUUCCGGGGGCCACUAUUAUUCAUACGUGCUCUUGCGAGACAAUGGCAGUGAAACAGGACGGUGGGUGAAACUGGACGACGGCGACGUGACCGAGUGCGCGAUGCACGACGACGAGGAGAUGAAGGCGCAGUGCUUCGGCGGCGAGUACACGGGCGAGAUAUUUGAUCCGAUGUUAAAGAGGGUGUCUUAUAAACGCCAAAAGAGAUGGUGGAAUGCAUACAUACUAUUCUACACGAGGAAAGACACCAUUGAAAAUACUAGUCUUGUGCAGUCAAUGAGAAAUAUGAAUUUCAAGGAAAGUGCAAUUCCUCGACCUAUCUGGUUGUCAGUCCGUCGCAGCAAUAUUGCUUUUUCUCACAAUCAAGAUCAAUUUAGUUUGGAGCAUUUCAAUUUUAUGAAAAAGCUGUGCUUCUUGAGGUUACAAGUGCCGCCUGGUACGACAAAUGCUAUUUGGGGCCCAGAACACGAAGAGAUGUCUAUGCUUACAGUACAGCUAGCAACAAAAUUCUUGUUCCAAGUUGGGUUCCACACAAAGAAGACUCUUCGAGGGCCUGCGUCAGAUUGGCACGACAUAUUAUGUCAGCACCUACGAUGUUCCCAAGUGGUCAGGUCGUGGUUUGCGACAGAUCUCUUCAAGCAUCCGCACAGAUUAUGCGACUACCUACUGUCGUGUCCAUCUGCUGAAGUAAGAGUAGUUUUCAUGAAAAUAAUUGUGCUCCUGGCUCACUUCUCAAUCCAAGACCCACCGGUGAACAGCGGCUACGGGUCUUGGACGUCGCGCGACGAGGUGACGUCGCUCUCGGACCAGGUGCUGACGGCGGCGCGCGCGCUAGCCGCGCCUCACCACGCCGACUCGCAGGCGCACCGCCACCUGCCCCUGCUCUUCAAUCUGUUCCACGCCUACUCCGUGCUCGGCAUUAACGAGCGCCAUCAGCUCUUACGGUUACGAAUACUGGAUAUAGUUUUGUCCGUAUGCAUGGACGAUUCAUCAUCGUCACUGGGAAAAUACCAAUAUCCGGAAUCUGCCAAGAUACACCAGCUGGUGUCACUGCUGGUGCGGUGUUGCGACGUGAGCGCGCGCUGCCAGUCGGCAAACGUGGCGGAGGGUGCGCCCCCACUGCCGAACCCCUUCUGUGACCCGCCGCCCACCGUCACCGCCGCCUCCAACGUGCACAGGCCACUCCUCUCCGCUCCUGCUGCUGACAUACUGUAUAACAGGACUGGGACUUACAUGAAGAAAUUGACAGAAGAGUGUUGCGUGUGCGAGGAGAGCAUACGACUGCUGCAGUUCCUCUGCUGGGAGCACGCGGGCUGGUCGCGCAUGGCGCUGGCCGAGCUGCUGUGGCAGAUGGCGUACGCGUACUGCCACGAGCUGCGCCGCCACUCGGAUGCGCUCACCGCGCUGCUGCUCAUGGAGGACAGCUGGCAGCAGCACCGCAUACACAAUGUCAUCAAGGGCGUUUCUGAAGAGCGGCCUGGUCUGCUGGAGACGGCUUCGCGCGCGCGGGGGCAUUACCAGAAGCGCGCGUACGCGUGCGUGAAGCUGGUGGUGGGCGUGAUGUGCCGCGCGCCCAGCGCCGUGCGAGCCGUGCACGCGCAGCCGGAGGCGCGCCGGCGCUGGCGGCAGCUGCUCGCCUGGCUGCAGGAUGAACUAGACCGCAAAUAUGGACCUGGAGGAUACGGGUCGUAUGGCACGUGGUCACCGCCGGGUACAUCCAAUGAAACAUCUAGUGGAUAUUUCCUAGAAAGAAGCAAUUCGGCUCGGAAAACGCUCGAAAAAGCUUACCAACUGUACCCUGAGGAUGAAGACGAAGAAGAGGAGUCCCGAGAGAACGUGGAGGGCGAGGUAGAGGUGGUAGCGGGCAUGGAGAGCGGCGACGAAGAACCCGCGGUCGACGUGGAGGCGGGGUCGCCGUCCGCGCCUGUGCCCUCCGCCGCGCCAGCGUCGCCCGUGUCGCCCACAUCGCCCUGGUCUCCGACCGCGCUCGACGCGCCCGACACGCUCGCCGCGCCCACCACGCCGGCCGCCACGGUGUCGCCGCUCACGCCGGCCGGCCCUUCCGCCCGCGACCCGCACGCGGCUAUUUGAGCUCCGCCCCCGCUGCUGCGCGGCUCGGAGUCACCUUCGCCGCCGCCUCUGCCUCCGCGGAAGCCGUCCUCAAAUCGCCGACCGCCUCCUCCGGUCCCCCGACGAACGGCUUCGCCCGUCCGCGAACUACAAGUAUUUAUUUUGCUUCUACAGAUUUUGUACAUAGCCGCGGGGACGGCUCGACCUACGCGUCCGUAGUGGUCUCGGACCCCAGGAUCAUAUGCUUAGCCGUAGCUUCGUUCUGUGAUGUUAACGAUAUGUGUAAAGUUCGUUCAAAAGGGCAUUUAUAAUUAAGUAUUAAAACAAAUAUUGUUUCUCGCCCUGAAAUGUACAGAAGGUGUCCCAGACGACCAGUCGAGUUGUUCACGAAGUGAUCAUCGCCGUUUCUUUACGCAUUUAGCAUUGUCGUCGUCGUAGUGACACUUUAAUUUUUGUUAUUUAACGUCGCGCUUAUAAAGUACCAUAGUAUUUAUUACUCUCUAAUUAAGGUUAUAUUAAUUCAUAUUUUUUGCUUUCAUAGUGACCUACGUAUAUUAUAUUAAUAUCUUAAUUUAAUGUAAAGUUGAAUACGUUCACUGUCUAGAUUUAAAUGGAAAAUAGUUUACAGUGGAUUCCAGAACUAAUAAAACUAACGUUGGAAGGUGAGUGUUUUUACUGAUAUUAGGUAGGUACCCAGUUAUGGUAUAAAUCUUACACCUUAAUAUGAAUUAGGAACUUUUAUUGGCAUGGUUCUAUAUUCUCUCAUUUAUAAUUUUACCGAAUUAAUGUUAGGGCGCUCGCCCACGGCGACUUUUUGUAGACACACAAAAUAUUUUCUCAAACUGCUGAAAUAUUUUUUUGUCAUUCUGGAAUCUACUGUAAUUGAAAUGUUAAAACCUCAAUUUAAUCUCAAGGGACAUUAUGUGCAAGCCACUUAAAUGGAAGUGAUAGUCAGUCUGCUUUCCUUUAUAUUACCGAACUAUUUUUUUUAUAAUAUAACCUAUGUGGAUGUACCAGAUUGCCAAAAACCUUAAAUUUUUUGCAGUGCGAGUUUGGUAUAUCUGACAUUUGCAAAACGAGAAUUUGAAGUGUAAAUGUGCUUUUCUGGAAGAGAAAAGCAUAGUUGAUAUAUCCAUUUCCAAAAAUGUUACCGACAAACCAUCUCACUUGAGAUAUGUUCAAUAGCAGAUGUACUGUUCAACUUAAAAAUUAUCAUACAAGGGAAUUUUAUAAAGUUAUUAAAUUAAAUACUAAGAUAUCCAAAAAAAGUCACAUGACUUCACACCUCUUCUAAUUUGUACUGCUUAGAGUGGUAUUCCAACUGUUCAAUUUCUUUGUCAUAUGUUAUUGCGCCUCACUCUCUCAUUAAGCUAAAUGUGAGAUGCAAUACACAUUGGACAGAUGGAAUACCACCCUUACAUAUUCCGCAAAGUAAUAGAGGUCUUUACACGUACACAUUUGAACAUGAUGUAAUGAGCCCUAAAAAUCGCUUGCGAUCAUGCAGCAUAAUUUGUACCAGCAGCUCCUAGUUACAGCGAAUAAGAGAACAUAAACUAAACAUUGAUUUAUCAUUAUCACCCGAUACGCACAUCUAAGUGAAAGCAUGCCGUAGGCGAUUAAUAAGGAUACUUUUUUUUUACUGAUACUUCAAUAACCCAUCAUGUUUCAAGUAGUUUUCAUUCCGUAAAAAAUAUGUCGCAUUUCUUUGAACAUAGUGUUCGUGUUCUUUCCUCGCAAAGCUUGCAGUACAGCCGUUAUACUAGGCAGGCACAGCUUGUUACAACUUAUUUUAGAUAAGUUGAAAAGGGAUUUUCAAUAAUUGUUUGUAUUUGCAUUUUUACGACUAUCGUUUUAUUAGGAUCUUGUUUGUUGUAAUUUGUACAUGUCAAUAGUCAUAUUUACACAAACACUCUCAUUUAACUCACAUUUAUAGACGGGUCUAUCGCGAAUUUAUUUUAUUACCUUUAUUUACCGACGCGACGUCCGAGAACCGUUUUAUUCGCGAUAGACCCGUCUAUAAAUGUAAGUUAAUAUGUGUUGCAAACGCGAUACUUUUAAAUAUUAUACUCUCAUAGUUAAAAUGUAUAAAGCAAGGGCAUAAUCACUAUGGUAUUCCGAUUAGGGAAAACGUAUUAAGUAUUCUUUGCGUCAAAAAUUUCGACAGAAACACAUCGAGUUUACGUUUUACUUAACAGACCUGCAAGAAGAGUACAGUAAGCAAUAAAAGUGUGUCACAAAAAAAAUGUCAAUAAUUUGUUUUUAAUAAGUAAACGAUAAUGAUUAUACCCUAUUUUCACGUAUCACUAUUUUCGUUACAGCUGUAAAUAUGAGUUGAUGGGAAAAAGUAUCUUUCGGCGAAAUGGAAAUACUAAUAAUAUUUAUGUUAACUAAUAGAGUCGGACCUAGCUGACUAUGCAUGCCAUUUGCAAUGUGAAAGUGUGGCAAUGUCAGAUUUAUAUGAUAAUAUGACGUUUAUAAUGACACUACCCCACUUUGUUCUAUUUAAGUUGGUGCAAAGUUAGCUUAGACUGACUCUAACUGCGUAAGAGUAUGUGAUUGAGUGCGGUUUAUUCAUUUUAUAUUUGUGCCAUUUCUUAUAUUCCUAGGAGGGUGCUAAUUCGCGAUAAUGAUGUAAUGUGUUUGGUUAAUCCAGGCACUUAAUGUAUUUGUCUUUUUAGCAGAUUUAGGAGGACUAUUGAUGAAACGAAGAGAAGUUAGAUUAGGAAUAAAAAAUGAUAAACUAGAAAUCAAAUUUAUAAUUUAAUGUUUCCAUUUACCUUUUUAUCCAUCUCACUAUCACAUUUAACUAUUAGAACAUCACUCUACAUUUUAUAAGAAUAAUCGAAAUGAAAAAAUCCGUAAGUUUUUGUUAACCAGUAGUAUUCAGUUUAAGCUAACUUUUAAAUUUAAUAGAGUAAAAAACACACUUGUAUCGAACCUUCAUUACGUUCCCGUACUGGACUAAAAGCACAACAACUUGGCAUUUUUGCCAUUGAAAAAGUGAGUUGUAGAACACCUGAAGUGGUUAUAGUACAGUCAUUAUAGUUUUUACCCGUGAAUAAUUAGUUCUUGGCUUUUUUUUUCGUAGGUCCCUCGGGGGGGUCACUGGGAGUGUAAAUUCAAAAAGUAGACUGAAUCAGGCUCCUGCGUAUAUUCGAAAAAUGUUUUUUUUUUUUUUUUUUAAAAAAACGGUUUUUCUUGAAUAACUCGGCCAUUUUUGAUUUUACAGUAAAACCGUGAGGACAAAAAUUGUAGGAAAUUUGAUUCUCUACAAGUUUGUUUCUCUUCAUUUAUGCCGUAAAAAUUUGAUUCUCUACAACUUUGUUUCUCUUCAUUUAUGCCGUAAAGCGUGGAACAUAGGAGAUAAUGAUAAUAUUUUGAAUUUGUCGCGUUUUUCAGGUUUAAUUUCUAAAAUAUCGAUUUUAGGGGUAAAAAGGUGGGAACCAAAAUUGUUCAGAAUUUGAUUCUCUACAAGUUUAGUCCUUCAUUUAUGCCGUAAAGUUGAAAAUAAACGUGAUGAUGAAAAUAUUUUGAAUUUGUCGCUUUUUUCAAAUUUAAUUUCCAAAAUAUCGAUCCUAGAAGAAAAAUUGUGAGGACCAAACUUGUAGCGAAUCAAAUUUCCUACACUUUUUGUCCUCACGGUUUUACUGUAAAAUCUAAAAUGGCCAAGUUAUUCAAGAAAAACCGUUUUUCGAAUAUACACAGGAGCCUGAUUCAGUCUACUUUUUGAAUUUACACUCCCAGUGACCCCCCCGAGGGACCCACGAAAAAAAAUUUUUAAUUAUAAUUAUUUAAUUAGGCAUUGGAUCUUAAAUAAAUAAAUCACACCAAUAAUUUUGACGAUUCAAAAAGAGCAGCUGAUUUCUAGUCUAGGCUUUUUACCAACUAACAUGAAGGAUAAAAUGCAACUUAGCACACUGAUUUCAAAGAAUAAAGAGAACCUUUCUCAGUUGGUAUGGUGAAAAUAUUUGUAGGUAUGAUCAUGAUCAAUAGGGUUGCAAAUUAAUAGUCAUAGACAUAAUACAUUGUAAAAUUCAGUGGACCCCGAUUACCUUUCCGAUGAGUUAUGUCAUUGAAUGAUAUCAUACAUGUUUCGUAAGUGGAAAGGCGACAGGAAGGAAACAGUUAUGUCGUUAUGUCCUAUUUUAACCGUAGUGUUUGAUUCAACGUUAUCAAAAUACCCAACGCAGCAAUUUUUAAGUACGUAACCGGGACAGUCUGGAAUUCUAACGUAUAUUUCCACUUGAUUAGGUAACAAUAAAAACGAAUGUUAAUAUAUUUAUUUAUGUCUUUAAUACGACUUGUUUAUAUUUGUAUGUAUUAAAUUGACAUUAUUGCGAUUAAAAUUAGAAAUUGCAUUUUUCCUAAUUGUAACCGCAACAAUACAUAAAAAUAAUUAACAAAUCACCGUGUUGAGGCACCUAUCUCAAAUGCUAAUUGUUAUGUAGCGUUUAAAAACAAUCUGAUUCUUGCAUUAUAUUUUAUUGAAAAUUUGGAGUUUAAUAUUAGCAAUCCGAGAAGCUGCUAAUAGAUAAUACUCAUUACCAACAGAGUUACCCAGUUGUAUGUAUCGUAAACUCGCUCUACAUUGGCUAUCAUGCUAAACAUUGUCUGCUAUAAAAAUCAGUGAUUCUCUACCAAACACCUGUGUUCAUCUUGUCCCUACUAUAUUAUAAAUGCAAAAGUAACUCGUGUCGUUCUGUCGGAUACCUCGACACUUUUAUACCGCUCGACCGAUUUAGAUGCAAUGUGAUAUAUGUAGAUAACUUGUGGCCCGGUAAAGGACGGGAAAUAAUCAGUUACCAUCAUCAAUCCACGCAGAUGAAGUUGCGGGCAGAAGGCUAGUUCAUAAUGAUGCAAGAAAGGCGACCAUUACUACAAAUUAAAUAACAUCAGCUGUUUCGUAGAGAUCACUGUUUUUACUAGGCAAAACUUGGCAUAAAUGAAUUUUUCAUUUCGUAAGUGUAAACCUGCUAAAUACAUUUAUGAAAUUAAUUAAUUUUUAAAUUUAAUAUCUAUCUAAGUAGGUACAAUAUUCUCUGUUUUUAAAAUAUAUUUAGCAGGUUUACACUCGACAACGAUUUGUGCUUUUGCCGGACACUUUCUGCCAUCAUGAUGCUAUUAUGGGACCGGAAAAAAUUAAUAACAUUUAUACAGAUGUAGUGCAUAAUUAUUUUCCAUGGUAUUUUCACGGAAACGUACGAACGUGUCUUGCUAUUUCAGUCAGUCUCGGUACAAAAAGUACUGGCGUUGACUCUUCAGUCAAUGUCAUGCAUGCACAAAACGAACAUUUCCGAGAAAAUACGAUGGAAAACAAUUAUGUACUACAUCUGUACCUCUCUGUCGUUCACAGCGGAAAAUGUCCUUAAAAGGAAGUCUGAACAUAAGAAAAUAAGUGUUUUUAAAAAUAACAUGUUUGGCAGAUAACUAAGGGGUAGGUAUCUUUGUACUCGGGGGUUGGUCAUUGCUGAGCAAUCGACAACUAUAAAAUAAAAGUGUAGAGUUUUAAAACAUUGGUCUGUUGAUUCAGGUGGACUAUUCGAUACUUUCUAGCCUUCUCGUCUAUUGUCGCAUUUCCGAGCAGUUGCGUGAAAAAGUUUUGCUUUAUACGAAUAUUUUCAUAAUCAUCAAAGCCCGUGACUAUCCUAUCCUGCGCGAAUUUGCGCGCUAUGAUUAUGGCACAGAAAUAAUGGUAAAAGUUAAUCUUUAAAUGACUAUAAAAUAAUUAGUUUAAAUCUCAUACAAUAUAUAGGUACUAAGUAUUGUAAAUGACUAGUCGUACAGGAAAGUUUUGCCACUGUCAUUGUUCUGCUUUGUUAUAAGGUUAAUAAUUAGUAAGUAAUUUAACUAUUGUUUUAUAAAUCUUCCUCUUAUUCUCUCACUCUACCAGCUAGUGAUAUAACUUUGACAUCAUCUUUGGGUAUCAGGGCGAAAGGUAGAUACGUUAGCGUGUUUAUAAUAUAUAUACCUACCCAUGAACACAACUUCAAGUCACUAGUCCACAGUCAGGUGACAGUACCACACAUUUUUUCUCUUAAUGUGUUAUUAUUUUUUGUAAUUAAACAUUUUAUAAUAUGUAUUAACAGUUGUAAUGUAAUUUUAGUCUUGUUGACUGUGUGCCUUAUUUAACAUUCAGUUGCUAACCUAUUCUCCAACUGGUAAUAGCCUGUGAAUUUAUAUUUGCAGCCAUCACUUUUUUUUGCUUUUACUACUCUGGUCAUGGUUUAUUGGUAUCCAAACAUGUUCGUUGAAAUAUCAAAUAGGUUGGUGGUUGAUUGCUUCAGUAACGCAUUGUAAUUAUCUGUUUUGACAGCAAUAUGACUGUUUAUGUAAUUCAUAACUGGUUAUAAAAAGCUGUCCGUUUUAAACCAAAGAUCGAAAUAUUACACACUUAGAUUAAGGGUGGAUUCGGUGACCCGCUUUAAUAGUAAAAAAUUGAACUGUUUUGUAUUUUUUAUAGAAAGUGUGCGUUAACGAUGUUUUGUUGAAUGGAAUAAAAUGUGAUUGAUCUUAGGCUUAGAUAGGAGACAUAGUACAUGUAUGUAGAAAUCAAUGCGAAGUCUAGCAUUUACAAUAAACGAGCGAUACCUAACUUUUGCGAGUUUCAACACUUUGUAAAUAAAAAAAAUACAAUACAUUGUGUAAGUUUGAGUAAACGUGAACGAGUUUGAAACUCGUGAAUGGUCUGAUGGUCUCGCCUAAUAGACGUUAAAACUAGUGACCAAGGGUCAACAGUUUGCUGAUAAAUGUUAUAGAAAUGCCAUGCUAGGAUUCUAUGAGCAUUGAUCAAAGUCGCAGUGCUGAGGCAAACUUUACUUGGUAUAUUAUAUAAAUAUUUUAAUUUGCUUUAUUUUUAUAUGUACCUUAGGCCGCGAAGCUAGUGUCGUCUGAACAGUGUAAAAUGACUUAACUAAUAGACUUACUAUAAGAACAGUUGAGUUUUAUAUAACAUUUCUAUGGCAAAUAUGUAACGAAUAAUAUUUGAAAUUAUUAAAGAAUGUUUAAGAAUAGCAUUCUCACAGAUAUUAUAAUAUUAAAAUCAAGAAUUAAAAUUAAUUAAAUUUUA
Molecule: messenger RNA, 14855 nt
Organism: Cydia splendana
Lineage: Eukaryota; Metazoa; Arthropoda; Insecta; Lepidoptera; Tortricidae
Gene: faf
Product: probable ubiquitin carboxyl-terminal hydrolase FAF-X
Exons: 50
Coding region: 263-7810 (2515 amino acids)
Biological process (GO): protein deubiquitination; cell migration
Cellular component (GO): cytosol; nucleus
Molecular function (GO): cysteine-type deubiquitinase activity
Source: RefSeq, a predicted model, not a curated record